UGUGACGCGCCAUCCGAAGCCCAUAUAAGGCAAAGCGUUUCCAAUUCCGACAUAGAGCUUUGCCUUGCAAAGGUAGUUAUACACUUUGUUUGUCGCUAAGCCUCAACAGCCUUCACCAUGGCCCUUCUCGCUCAGCAGCGUCUGACCGCCUCCGCCCGCGCUGGCCGCCCCAGCCGGUCCCGCGUGGUGUGCCCUGCCAUUCGCGCUGAGGGUGGCAAGGUCAAGAUCGGCAUCAACGGCUUCGGCCGCAUUGGUCGCCUGGUGAUGCGCGCCACGAUGCUGCGCCCCGACAUCGAGGUCGUGGCCAUUAACGACCCCUUCAUUGACUCGGAGUACAUGGCUUACAUGUUCAAGUAUGACUCCGUGCACAAGGUCUGGCCCGGCAAGGUGGAGGGCAGCGCGGAGGGCUUCUUCGUGGAGGGCCGCAAGGUCCACACCUUCACGGAGACUGACCCCACCAAGAUUGACUGGGCUAGCGCUGGCGCUGACAUCGUCGUUGAGAGCACUGGCGUGUUCACCACCAUCGACAAGGCUGCUCUUCACCAGAAGGGCGGUGCCAAGAAGGUCAUCAUCUCUGCUCCCUCCAACGAUGCCCCCAUGUACGUGAUGGGCGUCAACCACGAGAAGUACGACCCCGCUAAGGACCACAUCAUCUCCAACGCCUCCUGCACCACCAACUGCCUGGCUCCCCUGGCCAAGGUUGUGAACGAGAAGUUCGGCAUCAAGGAGGGCCUGAUGACCACCGUGCACGCCUCCACCGCCACCCAGAAGACCGUGGACGGCCCCAGCCGCAAGGACUGGCGCGGCGGCCGCGCCGUGAACGGCAACAUCAUCCCCUCCUCCACCGGUGCCGCCAAGGCUGUCGGCAAGGUGCUGCCUGAGCUGAAGGGCAAGCUGACCGGCAUGGCCUUCCGCGUGCCCACCAACGAUGUGUCUGUGGUCGACCUGACCAUCACCCUGGAGAAGGCCACCACCUACGAGGAGAUCAUGGCCGCCCUCAAGUCCGCCUCCGAGAACGAGCUCAAGGGCGUGAUGGCCUACACCACCGACGACGUCGUCUCCUCCGACUUCAUCACCGACCCCGCCUCCUGCAC
Astrephomene gubernaculifera is the source of this 1094-nucleotide messenger RNA. The record is from the annotation of a GenBank genome assembly. Lineage: Eukaryota; Viridiplantae; Chlorophyta; Chlorophyceae; Chlamydomonadales; Astrephomenaceae.